AUGGUAGGAGUUUAUGUGCCGGAAGAAAUCGUGACAGAGAUUCUACUCAACUUGCCGAUCACAUCAUUGGUGAGAUUCACUCGUGUCUCGAAAACAUGGCGUGAUUUGAUCCGAAACCCUGAUUUUGCUGACAAACAUUGGAACAAAAGCAGCCACAAAAACAAUACGAUCUUCCUCAAGCGACACAAUGGAAGCUGCAGGUUAUUGACCCAAAAUUCCGACAACCACCCUGAUCAGGUUCAGGCCCGAUUUGUUUUCUCCUCCCCUGUUCUAGACUUUUUACCUGUGAAAUCACAGCUCCUUCAUCUUUUAAAUGGCCGCUGGAAUGAAUGUGGUGUUCUGGGUUUUGGUUUUGAUACUUUAUCUAAUGAUUAUAAGGUCAUCAGGUUAGGGAGGUUCGAGCGGUUUGACUAUGCAAUAACAUCUCGCCGUGCUGAAAUUUAUAAACUUGGUACCAACUGUUGGACUCAUCUUGAUCUCCAGAAAUUGAAGGUUAUUAGAUCAAUUGGAGGUAAUGCUGCAGCGGAUGCAUAUUUUCUGGGUGAUUUUGCUGCUGCUGGAAGACUCUAUUUGGAGGAUACUUUGAAGGGAAAUCUUGCUCCUGCAGGAGGAGUAUUUCUGAAUGGUUGUUGCCAUUGGUUAGGUCUGAAAACAAACUUGAUUGUCACCUUCGACUUCCGGACUGAAUUCUUUGGCCUGAUCAAAUGCCCAAUUUCGAGAAUAAGGUCUGUUAGUCCAACGGCAACUCUGUCUGUCUUGGAUGAUUCCGUUGCAUUGAUCACCUCUUCCCCUGGAUUAAUCGAAGUGUGGGUGAUGAAGAUGAUACUGCAGGAAGAUGAAGACGGGGAAGGAGGUUCAUUAUUCUUCUUGUGGUGUUUGAAAUGCUCUGUAAGAUUUGGCCAUGAAGUAUAUUUUGGGAAAAUAUUAACCUGUUGGAAUGACGAUUGGCUUCUAUUAAGGUCUCGAUGUGGUAGAGGAAUAGUUUGUUGCUUUAUCGGAAAAGAUGGGUAUAUUAAAUGCAAGGCUGAGGGGUUUGACAUUGGUUGGGCUAAUGCUCUGUCUGCUGUGCUUUUUCAACCAACCCUAGUUUCUCUUCAAGAAACACAGAGGAGAGUGAAAAAGUGA
Oldenlandia corymbosa var. corymbosa is the source of this 1125-nucleotide messenger RNA. Lineage: Eukaryota; Viridiplantae; Streptophyta; Magnoliopsida; Gentianales; Rubiaceae. The record is from the annotation of a GenBank genome assembly.